AUGGCCACGUCUGAGCUAGGUCCCACUACCAAUUGCUUUAGCACCACUCAACUAUCACCACUUUAUCAUUAUGGACCAGUGACAUUCAUCAAAAUACACAACCGAUACAUAUUUGUUGGGUAUGGUCCUAUCUUGCACAUUUACCAAGUUGAUUCAUCAGCAUCAUCAAGACGACACAACAACAGCAACAACAAAAGCAAUGUGCAUUUGAUUUUCAAACGACAAGUGUUCAAGAGAAACAAGAUCCAUCACGUAUCGAUCAAUUCCGCUGCUCGCAAAAUUAUCAUAAGUGGUGGUCGAUCAUUUACUGUGUUACCACUUGAUACAGUGCUAGCAGACGCACAUGGCGGCCAAUCUGAGUGUAACUUUACAGAAAUGGCUAUCAAUGAAUGGAUCAUCACUUCAGAAAUAUUAGACGAUGGAACUGUGCUUUUGCUCAACUCAUACAAUGUAGUUUACAAGAUAACCCCAUUGAGCAGUGACACUAAUCAGCGUCAACAUUAUUCAGUGGAGAAAAUUUCGUGUGGUGAGAAAUCAAUCUUGUAUAGUGGAUCAAUUAAUGUGGUGGCUAGCUCAGGCGAGAUUUAUAUUGCAGCGGGGACAGUAAUGAAUGGAGUCAUUGUUUGGGACUUGACAACAAGGUUGAUUUUGUAUGGCUUGAAUGAUCAUGAAGGAUCGAUAUUUGGAGUUAAAAUGGACCUGUGGGGGAAAUAUCUUAUUUCGUGCUCUGAUGAUCGGAGCAUAAAGUUGUACGAUUUACAACGAGGAGGAAAAGGAGGAGGAGGAGGAGAAGUGGUUGCUACCGGGUGGGGACAUGGCUCGAGAAUAUGGAACUUGGAGUUUGCAAAUGCAUCACCUAGUGAAGGCAAUGGUGGGUUGCAGAUUAUGAGUAUUGGCGAAGAUUGUACAUUGCGUAUUUGGAAGUACAAUAACGAAUCUGAUGUAUUACAACCUGUCAAAGUGAUUGAGAAUUGUCAUCGUGGUAAACAUGUUUGGUCAGGAGAUAUCGAUCUGCUGGACUUGCAGCUUUGCUGCACUGGGGGUGCUGAUGGAAGAGUAAGAUUACAUGAUUUACAACGGGAAAAUCAAGUUACAAUCAAAUUGACAUUACAUGAUUUUGCAAAACAACUACUAAAUAUGGAAUCUGGUGUAUCAUUUAACCCCAAGGAUUGCAUUCGAGAUUAUUUCGAAUUGAUCAAUUUGAACAAGUUGGUGUGUUUGACUUCAAAUGGAUAUGUUAUUGAGUACGAUUAUGAGUCAAAGUGCUGUACUGUGGUUUAUCAAAAUGACAAACUCGCGGGAUUUGGAAUUGUUGACGGGUUUAAUGAUUUAAAUUUGGUGGUGGUUGCUGAUCGCAGUGGUAAAUUGACAAAUAUCCAAUAUGGUAAAGAGAACAACAACCCCAAUGUUUCUCAGAUUGAGUCUCAUGAUGAGACAAUGAAAAUAACCAAUUUGUUAACUAGCUCAACAAACGGACGGUAUUUUGUAUUGAUUGAGUCACCAAAUGUCAAGAUUCCAUUGAUAUUGCAUGAGGUUAACGUUGCAGUCAAUGGAUGUGAUGAUAGUGUUGACAUUGCGCAGACAUGGAAUAUCCCUAAACCACAAUCAAAUUUCCCCAUAACGGCAAUGACAAUUGAUACAUUCAACAACUGGAUUAUUUUCGCUUCGAAAAGAAUGUCAUUGUACUUUGUUGACCUCAACAACUUUUGUCAUCAUUUAACGUUGCACAAAAUCGCUUCUGGUGAUACCGUUAGUUCAGUGUCGGUGUUGAAUGCAAAACAGGGCAGUUUACAGUUAUUGGUGUUGGCGAGAGAUGGAGUGUACUUGAUCAUCAAGAUUACUACUCAGCCCACCAAUGGACAUUUCCAAUUUGAAAUUAUGCAUGACAAUAAACUAACACGGGGUUUCAUCGAAGGUGGGUUUUUCCACAAACUGGAUUUGAUCCUCUAUGGAUUCAAAUCAUCUUUUUUUUACAUUUGGAAUGAAACAAGACAAAUUGAAAUCAUGAAUGAGUAUUGUGGUGGUAAUGGACACCGACAUUUUAAAUUUUAUCGCAAAAAUUUAUCCAAUUUUAGUUUUAUUUAUCUGUUUAAAAAUGACAUCUACGUGUGUCAUUACGAAGGCUGGUUUAUUAAAGAUGACAACAACGACUGUGUUGAUAUUGAUGAUGAUGAUGAUUUUGAUUUCGGCUUGGUGCAUGGUGGAACCCACGGACGUGAAAUUAGAGCAAUUGCAAUUCAAAAAAAUGGACAAUUGCUACCUGAUGGAUCGAGGUUGAUCAUCACUUCAGCUGAGGAUUCAACCAUUGGGUUAUCGAAGCUAUUACCCAGUGGUAAAAUCCACAAUUAUUGGAAUAUGACAAAUCACAUUUCCGGUAUGCAAGCUGUUGGGUUCCUUGAUUGUGAUUAUGCUUUUAGUUGUGCUGCAAAUGAAGAGUUUAUCGUUUGGAAAUUGGACUGGUUAACACUUGCCUCCAGCACCAGCACUAGCACUAGCACCAGCACCAGCACCAGCACCACUAUUACUGCAUCCCCACCUAUCCCCACUUUGCGUGAACAAGCGAGAUUGAAAUCGAAUCAGGAUGUACCUGAUUUACGUGUUAUGGAUUUUGAUGCUGUCGGUUACAAUGAUUACAUAUUUAUUGUUACAGUUUUCUCCAAUUCAAUGAUUAAAUUAUGGAGAUUUGAAAAAGAACCAUUAACCGUGGGGCUCAAUCUUAUUCAUGAAUGGAAUUACUCAACUUGUUGUAUUUUACAUUGUCAAUUAUUUCAAAUGAGCGCGGCUCAUGGAAAUGAGAAGCGACAAUUUUUGUUGAUUGCAACCACUGAUGGGAAUAUUACCGUUUACGAUAUAUCUACCCCCACAUCACCAGUGGCGCUCUGUCUGUCAAAACUUCAUCAAAGCGGAAUCAAAGCAAUCUGUUUGAUUCAUAAGGAUGGUGCAGUUUAUCUUCUUACAGGGGGCGAUGAUAAUGCUCUUGUUGUUUCUCGCAUUACCAUCCUUGAAGAUGACAACAACCUUUCACAAUUGAUUUUACAAACCAUUAGUCGGGAGCCUAAUGCUGCUUCAGCCACUAUAACUUCUAUUUCACAUGUCAGUGAUGACGAUUUGGUUGUUGUUGUUGUAUCAGUUGACCAGAUGAUUAGAUUGUGGUCGUUUACCAAUGAUGAGUUGCAUUGUUUAGCUGCUCGGUACACCACUGUUGCUGAUACUGGGUGCUGUGAUGUGACUACGCUCGGUGACGAUAAACACAUGAUUGUUGUGGGUGGUGCCGGGUUGAGCACAUGGGAGAUAACCAUGCCUGAGAGAAAUUGA
Messenger RNA from Lodderomyces parapsilosis, 3315 nucleotides. RefSeq lists its product as uncharacterized. Gene Ontology annotation, biological process: tRNA methylation. The coding region runs from base 1 to 3315 and encodes 1104 amino acids. The transcript has a single exon. NCBI's taxonomy places the organism in Eukaryota, Fungi, Ascomycota, Pichiomycetes, Serinales, Debaryomycetaceae. Gene Ontology annotation, cellular component: cytoplasm. The record is from RefSeq and is a predicted model, not a curated record. Gene Ontology annotation, molecular function: protein binding.